This is a messenger RNA of Cavenderia fasciculata, 672 nucleotides long. RefSeq lists its product as uncharacterized. Bases 1 to 672 code for a protein of 223 amino acids. Gene Ontology annotation, biological process: triglyceride biosynthetic process; fatty acid catabolic process. Gene Ontology annotation, molecular function: phosphatidate phosphatase activity. The record is from RefSeq and is a predicted model, not a curated record. NCBI's taxonomy places the organism in Eukaryota, Evosea, Eumycetozoa, Acytosteliales, Cavenderiaceae. Gene Ontology annotation, cellular component: nucleus. The transcript has 2 exons.
AUGCAACAAUCAUUUGGUAUGAUUCAACAUCCACAACCAUUACAACCAUCAUCGAUUGUUGUAGGAGCAGCAGCAGCAGCUAAACCAACUACUACUUCUUCUCCUUCUUCUUCUACUUCUGGUGGACCAACACCAGUUGUUAUUCAACCACCUGUUGUCAUUACAACUACUACAACUACCACCACUACAACAGUCAACAAUAGUAAUUUGGCAAGUGGUGGUGGUGUAAUCGGAAUUUCAUCAUCUUCGGCACAAGGGUUAUUCACAUUGCCAGAGGGACCUGUCUUUAUGUCACCCAAUCGUCUCUUGACAUCGUUUAACCGCGAAGUCAUCAAAAAAAACCCCGAAGAGUUCAAGAUUGCCUGUCUCCAAGACAUCCAAAACAUAUUUCCACCCGGAUCACAGCCCUUUUAUGCUGGAUUUGGCAAUAGAUCGACCGAUGCAACUGCCUACAACGCCGUGGGCAUCCCAAAUGGCAAAAUAUUCACAAUCAACCAUGAUGGUAUCAUCAACACCAAUAACAACACCUACAACAAGAGCUACACCAAACUUAAUGACCUCGUACAAGACAUGUUCCCACAUGCCAAAACUUCGGUCGACGAGCAAUGGAAUGAGUUCCAUUAUUGGCGUAAAACACGAGUUUUACCAAUUUCAAAACUUGAACCAUUAUAA